CACACUCCUCCACCGCCGCCUUCCACCUUCCCUCCAUCCCUCGCCCGGCUCUGCCUCCCGGGAGAGCGUCUCUCUCCAUCCAGCACUGGCCCGUCCUCUCUCCGCCGGGGGAUCCCUCCUUCCCUCCAUCCCUCCGCUCCGGCUCCCGGCUCCCGGCUCCCGGCUCCGCUCCUCCGCGGCUCAGAGCAUGGACGAGAUUCCUGCCCGCGCACUGCCGCCUUGGGUGUGUCUGUCACUCUAGCGAGGUUCCUCUACCUCCCUCUUGCCUGGCCGCAUGGAUCCGCUUCCUGCUUCUUCUCUGCCUCUCAGGAAAUAAAUACAGAGUACCCCACAUCAUGAGGCCAUUGUUGGGAGCCCUCCCUGGCCCCCCAACUCUGCUCCGCACCCCCAGCAGCUCGUUUGCUUCCUGGGAACACCUGGAGCCUCUCUGAGUCAGGGGACUGGGAGCAUAUCCCGACGCCUGUAGCCAGAGAUUCCCAAGGCCUGCUCUAUGCCUGUUGGACACUAUACCUGUAGCUGGGGAACUCCUGGGCUGUAGAACACCAAGAAUUCCAAGCCUGGCAGCACACAGUCGUAACCAGGUGGUUGCAAGUCUAGAGGGCUCUGUCUGCCUGUAGCCAGAGAACUGACCACUCUCUGCAUGUAGCUGGAGAAAUACAGUCCCUGCUAUAUACCUGUUACCAGAGAACUCCAGGACCGCUGUACACCUGUAGCUGGAGAACUCCAGGACCAUUGUAUGACUGUAGCUGGAGAACGCCAGGACCGCUGUAUGCCUGUAGCCAGAGAACCCUGGGAUGGCUGUACACCUGUAGCCAAGAACUCCAGGACCACUCUACACCUGUAGUUACAGAACAUAGGACUCGCCUGUCACAAAAGACCCCUGGACUUAUUGUAUGCCUGUAGCUGGAGAAAUCAAGGACUGUUGCACACCUGUAGCCAGAGAACUCUCAGCCCCCAUCUGCCUGUAAAAUACAGAGACUCCCAGGUCACAGCAUGGCAGUGCAGAGCCAGAACCAAGUCAUUGCAGAUUUGGAGGCCACUGUCUGCCUGUAACACAUGGACUCCAGGACCAUACUACAUCUGUGACCAGAGAACUCCAGGAGCCAUGUACAGGUGUAAUCAGACAGCCUCCAUACCCCAGUAGCUACAGAAUUUCAGGCUGUAGGGCACCAUACAACCAUAGCCAGAUUACUGUAGGUGUUGAAGCAACCAUACGCCUGUAGCCAAAGAUGUCUGGGACUGCUGUAUGACUGACCCCCACUUUACACAUGUGGGUGGAGAAGUCUGGUCUUUUGUACCACUGUAACACUGCCGUACGCCUGUAGGGGACAACUCCAGGAUGUCUGUAUAAUAUCUAUCUAUCCCCGUACACCCCAUCUGUAUAUCCAUUGAAUGGUUGUAGGUGGAGAUGUCUGGGAUUUGUGUAUGACUGCAGCUGAAGUACACAUCUGUAGCCAGAGAACUCAGAGGUCGCUGUCUGACUCUAAACCCUCCCCCCUCCCCCCACCACCAUGUGCCUGUAGGUGGAGAACUCCAGGACUGGCACACUUCUGUAGCUCCACUGUCAACCUGUAGGAGGAGAACUCCUGGUUCUUCGUACGCCUGUAGCUAAACUACUUGACCGCAGACAGAGAAGCCGGGGAUCUCCCUACGACUGUAAGGGGCAGGACUCCAGGAGUGGCAUGUGACUGUUGCCCUGCCUGUAGGUGGUGAAGUCUGGGACCUCACUCCAGUUGUAGGGGAAGAACUCCAGGACCGACGUACGACUGUUAGUCCCAUUGUCUGCCUGUCGGAGGAGUGGAAGUUGCUGCUCCAGAUGGAACCCUGACUCUGUCACCUACAGCCAGCCCCGCGCGGUGGGGCCGGCCCCGGCGAUGAGCGCAGGGUCCUGUGGGUAGCCGGUGCCGGGGGAGGCGGGGCCUCGUUACAUGCAUGUCCCACGGGGGCAGGUUCGACUUUGACGAUGGCGGCUGCUACGUGGGUGACUGGCAGGAUGGCCGGGCACACGGGUACGGGGUCUGCACCGGCCCUGGGGCCCAGGGCGAGUACAGUGGGCAAUGGCGGCGCGGGUUCGAGUCUCUGGGCGUCUACACCUGGCCCAGCGGCAACACCUACCAAGGCCAUUGGAGCCAGGGCAAGCGGGAAGGGCUGGGCGUGGAGCGCAAGAGCAAGUGGUGUUACAAGGGGGAGUGGAGCCAUGGGCUGAAGGGCCGGGCCGGCGUCUGGGAGAGCCACUCCGGGGUCACCUACGAGGGCAUGUGGAGGGACGGGCUACAGGAUGGCUACGGCACCGAGACCUACGCCGACGGAGGCACCUACCAGGGCCAGUGGCAAGCCGGGAAGCGGCACGGCUACGGCGUUCGCCAGAGCGUCCCCUACCGCCAGGCUGCCUUGGUGUGCUCCCUGCGCCGCACCUCGCUGGAAUCCCUCCGCAGCGACCCCGACCCCGGCGGGCCCCCUGCUCCUCUCCCUCCCCCUCCCCUGCCCCCUCCGCUGCUCCCAGGGGACAGCCCAGCCUCGGGCUCCCGGGGUGGCUUCGUGCUGGCCUUCCCCGGUGACCCGCACUUCCCCAAGGGGGCCAAGAAGAAGACGGGGGGCUUCUUCUUCCGGCGGUCCCUGCUGCUGAGCGGCCUGCGGGUGCGCCGGGCCGAGUCCAAAGCCUCCCUGGGCAGUAAGCGGGGCUCGCUGAAGAGCGAAGCCGGGGUGAGCUCGACCGGGAGCGAAGCCACCACCCUGAGCUACGCCGAGACCGAACCCCCUGAGAUGCCAUCACGGUUGGCCAUCGAGGGCUCCUCCACCGAGGUGUACGCCGGGGAGUGGCGUGCUGACCGGCGCAGCGGCUACGGGGUCAGCCGGCGCUCCAACGGGCUGCGCUACGAAGGCGAGUGGCUGGGGAACCGGCGGCAUGGCUACGGGCGCACCACCUACCCUGACGGCACCAAGGAAGAGGGCAAGUACAAGCUCAACCGCCUGGUGAGCGGCAAGGUCAAGAACCUCAUCCCGCUCCGGCGCAGCAAGGUGAAGGAGAAGGUGGACCGGGCAGUGGAGAUGGCCCGCAGAGCCGUCAGCCUGGCCAGGCAGAAGCAGGAAAUGGCGGCCACCAGGGCGGCCGAUGCCCGGCUGAAGGCCACAGCCGCGCUGGCCUCUGCCGAGAAGGCCGUGGAGGCGGCUCGAGUGGCCAAGAUCCUGGCCCAGGAUCUUCAACCCAUCCUGGAUGACCCUGAGCCACGGCCCCGCCUGGACUCCGAAGGCACCGACACGGACCUGUUAGAAUAUGACAGCCCGGGGGUCUACGAAAAUGGGGUCACCCCAUCCGACGUGACCCCAGACCCCAGCUACCCCCCCACCCCGCUGCAGCCCUGGAGGGGGGACCCCCGCCGGACUUGGCACCCUCUGGAGAACGGCGGACCCCCUCGAGUGCCCCCUGCGGAUGCAUCAGACCCUGAGGACGAGUGGGGGUGCCGGAGGUUCCCUGCCCGGACACCGGGGUUCCCACCCGAGGGACUGUGGGAGGGGGACGAGGCAGGGCGCCCCCUGGUGGGCACCCCACCCAGCGGCAGCUCUGGAAGCCUCCAGGAGGAAGAGGAGGAGGAGGACUAUGAGGAAGAUCUCCCCCAGCUGGAUAUUGGGGAGCCCCAGGCGGGGCCAGAGGUGGCGGGACCCCUGGGGCACUCUGGACUGGGGGCUGACAAGCUGCCUUCAGGGGUGGGGGCUGCGGCUCAGGGUGAGAAGGAGACAGGAGCAGCCAUGAGACAGGGAGCUCACCCAUUGGUGGUUCUGGCCGUCGUGUUGAUUGACAUCUGCCUGGCUCACCUGUUCUCUCUGCUUCUCACCUGAGACGGGGGGGGCGGCUCCCCACCAGACCCCUCCCUCUGCCCCUUCCCCCCCACCUGUCACUCGUUCUCUGCCGCUCUGUCUCAUUCCCUCUCUCUGUGUCACUUGUUCUUUUCUCCUCUCGUUCCCUCUCUCUCUCUUUCACUCAUUCUUCUCUAUUUUAUUCUCUCUCAUUCUUUGUCGGUCUGUGUCUUUCAUUCCUCCGUCCCUGCUCUGCCCCCCUUCCCUCUCUCUCUAGAUUGUUUACAUACGAAGGGCUCUUUCUAGCAGAUUUCUCUUUCUCUCUGAGACCACGACAACCCCCCCCAUUUGAAAUUUGAGGUUCCUUUCCCCUUAAUGCACUCCUUCUUUUGGGGUUCAGUAAAUCGGGGAUGGGGGACCCCAGGGCUGGGAGUGGGGGGGAAUCCCAGCAGGGGGUGUGCUCGCCCCGCCCCUCCAAAACCAAACAAAAAUGGCGAACUUUUAUUUCUGCUUUUUUAACUUUUCUCGCUGCGUCUGAAUGAAAUAACUAGUUAAAAAUUAAAAAGGGGGCGAAGGGGACGAUUCUGCCAUUGGGGGGCGACUGGGGAGCUCAAUCCUGGUGCGAGGCUGUUGAGGGCAGCUGCUACACCUAGUGGGGAAAAGAGGAAGUCCCGCCUUUCGAAGGAUGGUUCUAAAGGGGUCAGACAGGAAGUCCUGCCUCCUAGAGGGCUAAGCAGGGACCUCAUGGUGUGGAACAUCAUCUACUGGAGGGUGGGGAAAUUCCUCCUUCAGGAGAACCACCCCAAGCAUUCAACACAGGAAGUCCCGCCUUUUGCAGGGAUGUGAUGGUGCAAUAAAAGAAGUGGGUAGGGAACACUCCCCAAAGGGGCAAAACAGGAAGUCCUGCCUUUUGUAGGGAUGUGACGGUGCAAUACAGGAAGUUCCACCCUCAGCAGGGUUGAGGAUACUCGUCAGAGUGGUGGAACAGGAAGUCCUAUCUUUUUAAAGGGACGUGAUGUGCAAUAGAGGAAGUUCUGCCUUCCGGAGGGUGGAAAAUACUCCUAAAGGGGGCAAAGCAGGAAGUCCCGCCUUUUUGCAGAGAUUGGCGGGUGCAAAACAAGAAGUCCCAUCUUCUGGAAGGCAGGGAGACACGAUUUCGGCCAAUGAGGGGGGCUAGAUGGUCCUGCCUGACCAUGGGAGGGGAAUGCAAUGAUACCCCAAGAUACGUGGUGACUUAGAGGGGGGCUGUAUAGUUGUGGGGGAUAUAUCCCCUCCAAUCACCCAGGGCAGGGUUAGGAAGUUGGGGGGCCCUUUGGGGGCACCCCCUGGCAGGAAUCUCCCUCUCGGUCCCCCAGAAAAUGCAUGAGGAUGCUCAGUGUAUUGGGAAUGUGUAUAAUCGACUCCAAUCCCCACGGCCCUGCAGUUUUCUACCUCCCUCCCUGCUGGCUUUCUCCUCCCUUGCUCCGGCCUUGAUCCGAUGUCCCCUCCCCCGGAUUGCCUUUUCCACUGGAUAUUUCUUAUAUCGUGUCUUUGGGAUUGAAAACAAAAAAGUCUUGCAGAUUUAAAAAAAAACAGAAAUUUAAUAAAAAUAUAUUAAUAAAAAAAAGGGAAAAUGGACUGACAUCAUCUUCUUUCGUGUUGGGAACCCAGGAGUCCAGGCUCCCCGGGCUCUAACCACCAGCCCCCACUCCCCUCCCGGUGCCGGGCAGGGAACCCAGGAGUCCGGGCUCCCCGGGCUCUAACCACCGGCUCCCACACCCCUCCCGGUGCCGGGCAGGGAACCCAGGAGUCCGGGCUCCCCGGGCUCUAACCACCGGCUCCCACUCCCCUCCCGGUGCCGGGCAGGGAACCCAGGAGUCCGGGCUCCCCGGGCUCUAACCACCGGCUCCCACUCCCCUCCCGGUGCCGGGCAGGGAACCCAGGAGUCCGGGCUCCCCGGGCUCUAACCACCGGCCCCCACUUCCCUCCCGGUGCCGGGCAGGGAACCCAGGAGUCCGGGCUCCCCGGGCUCU
Messenger RNA from Malaclemys terrapin pileata, 5807 nucleotides. It is a transcript of the gene JPH4, whose product is annotated as junctophilin 4. Gene Ontology annotation, biological process: regulation of synaptic plasticity. The record is from RefSeq and is a predicted model, not a curated record. Lineage: Eukaryota; Metazoa; Chordata; Testudines; Emydidae. Gene Ontology annotation, cellular component: junctional membrane complex; endoplasmic reticulum membrane; plasma membrane. The coding region runs from base 1933 to 3837 and encodes 634 amino acids. The transcript has 7 exons.